AUGGCAGCGCCCUCGAUAUCGGCGGCGGUGAUUCCGCGAUUUCUCGCACCUCGGCUUCAAUGGUCUGCAAGCAGCUCGCGGCUUGUGGCGCAAAGCACAGUAGAAGCAAGGCGACAUGGAUCUUGUUGGGCGGCGUCGGAGCGUCGCAUGCCACUUUCGAAGCUCUCGCCUCUCCAGACAGCAGGGACAAGACAAUGGCAGCAGCAGAGAUGGUCACAACGCACAAGUGGGCACGGGUCUGCUUUGGAGCUUCAGCGCAGCUUCAACGCAACGGCGAAGCAGGCCAGAGAUCACCAUUUCGACACGCUCAAGUUUGUGCAGCGGCUGAAAGAGGAGGGGUUCACAGAAGAGCAGGCUGAGGGGAUGAUGAGGGUGCUCAGCGACGUGAUUGAGGAGAGCAUACAAAAUCUCACACGUACCAUGGUGCUGCGCGAGGACCAGGAAAAAGCUACAUACACGCAAAAGGUUGAUUUUGCAAAGCUGCGCUCCGAACUCAUGACGGCCGACUCGACCGAAUCCAGUCUUACACGGGCAUCACACGAGAGGCUCACCAACGAACUUGCAAAGCUGAACUCGCGACUACGGGACGAGAUACAGAGGACUCAGGCGUCGGUCAGGCUGGAUUUGAAUCUAGAGAAGGGGCGGAUUCGCGAGGAGGCCAAUGUGCAGGAGCUCAAGUUGAAGGAGACGGACACGAGGAUCGAGCAGGAAACGGCACAGCUCCGGGAGAGGCUAGAAGCCGUCAAGUUCUCGACUCUGCAGUGGCUGAUGGGAGUGUGUACAGGUACGGCGGCGCUGAUGCUGGGAGUGUGGCGAUUGUUGAUGUGA
Messenger RNA from Bipolaris sorokiniana ND90Pr, 828 nucleotides. RefSeq lists its product as uncharacterized. Gene Ontology annotation, cellular component: mitochondrion. The transcript is spliced from 2 exons. The coding region runs from base 1 to 828 and encodes 275 amino acids. The record is from RefSeq and is a predicted model, not a curated record. Lineage: Eukaryota; Fungi; Ascomycota; Dothideomycetes; Pleosporales; Pleosporaceae.